This is a messenger RNA of Oldenlandia corymbosa var. corymbosa, 2753 nucleotides long. The record is from the annotation of a GenBank genome assembly. NCBI's taxonomy places the organism in Eukaryota, Viridiplantae, Streptophyta, Magnoliopsida, Gentianales, Rubiaceae.
AUACACGGCUCAAAUGUACUCCCGUUUCUCUUCCCUGAGUGUCGAACCCGCAUCAUGCGGGUGAGGGUGUAAGGCCGCCCCACUGCGGUAAAUCCUCAUUGACAAUAGUUACUUGCUCAAAUUUUGAUAGAAAGAGAGAAUAAUUUGGGGAACGAAAAUGGACUGAUUAGCAGUUUCAACACAAAAGAGUGUGAAAUUAUAAAAGUAAAUGGGAGACUAAAGUAAUACUCAACCUCUUUUUCUUCCUUUACAAAAAUAUAAGAUAGAUUUAUUUAUGUUAACAUCACUGUAAAAAAUUAUAAUUUACAACAUUACUAACACAAUCCAAAAUAUACAAAUUCUAGCAUUAAUCAUUGUUGUCUUGUCAAGUAUAUGAGAAAAAUAAAAUCCAAUCACUCAAUAUUUCUUUCUUUUAAUUAUCACUUCCAAAUAAUAAGGAUAAAAAUUAAAAGACCUUAAAUAGCGUAUACCACAUCUGUUUUUGUCUGAGAGUCUCAACUCUUACCAUCCUCCUACCACAUUCCAUUCAUAAUACACCGUAUCAUCAUCAUUCACUGUACAGAUCUCAUCAUCUUCCUCUUUCUCGGUUUCUCCCUUUCAAAUUUCAUACAUCCUCUUUACAAAAUUCGAACCCACAAAAAGAGAAAAGCUUCUAAAUUUGUGUAUUUUGAUUUUCUUUUGUAUGUGUGUGUGCGUUUUUUCUCUUUCUCUUUCUCUAUCUGUGUGUCUGUCUCUGCUCCAAUUCCAUCCAUCACGUUAUCAAACUCAUAUAUACACACAUCAAAUCUCUCUCCUUCAGCAUCCCUUUUAGGCAAAUACGCAAACGCAACGCACACAAUCACAUGUUCCUCUCUUCCCACUCCAAACUACAUUCUUACUGUAACACACAUAAAGUUUGCCUCUUUUCACUUUCUCCCUCAUUUCCUCCAAUUCCUUGAUCUGGGCUGUCUUUCUUCUUCUCCGGUUUUCAUCAUCUGAAUUGAAUUCAAUUGAAUUGAAUUGGGAUUGAAUUGAAUUUGAUCCCGUCCCUCUUUAUCUCUUGAGGGGGGUUGCGGAUCUCUGUUGCUUUUUUCCCCCCCUUGUUUUCUGUUUGCUCCUGCUGGUGCUACUCAGUCCUAGCCGCCUGGUUGCCUUGCCUUGCCGCCUUCUUCUUGGUCGCCGGUUGUGUGUACUUGAGAGCAAAAAUAAUGGAGGCCCAGAAGAAACAAUCAGCGGUGUCAGAUGUUGGAGCAUGGGCUAUGAAUGUUGUCAGUUCGGUCGGAAUUAUAAUGGCCAACAAGCAGCUCAUGUCCGCCGGUGGUUACUCCUUCAGCUUCGCAACUACAUUGACUGGUUUCCAUUUUGCUGUGACUGCACUUGUGGGGAUGGUGUCAAAUGCGACCGGAUUGUCGGCAUCAAAACAUGUCCCUUUGUGGGAGCUUCUCUGGUUCUCAAUUGUUGCUAAUAUGUCCAUUACUGGGAUGAAUCUAAGUCUUAUGCUUAACUCCGUGGGAUUUUACCAAAUCUCGAAAUUGAGCAUGAUCCCAGUAGUCUGUGUAAUGGAGUGGAUACUUCACAAUAAACAGUACUCAAGGGAAGUUAAGAUGGCUGUAGUAGUUGUGGUUAUAGGUGUCGGUGUUUGCACUGUUACAGAUGUCAAAGUCAAUGCCAAAGGAUUCAUAUGUGCUUGUGUUGCGGUGCUCUCAACGUCAUUGCAACAAAUUUCAAUAGGUUCCCUGCAGAAGAAGUACUCAAUUGGAUCAUUUGAGUUGCUGAGCAAAACAGCACCCAUCCAAGCAGCUUCACUUCUCGUUUUCGGCCCUUUUGUUGACUAUUAUCUUUCCGGAAGAAUUAUAUUGGAGUACAAGUAUACUAUGGGCGCUAUUUUAUUUAUUCUGCUGUCAUGCUCGCUUGCCGUUUUCUGCAACGUGAGUCAGUACCUGUGUAUCGGGCGCUUCUCAGCCGUAUCCUUCCAAGUUUUAGGACACAUGAAAACCGUCUGUGUCCUCACAUUGGGAUGGCUGUUGUUCGAUUCGGAGUUGACAUUCAAGAACAUCAUGGGAAUGUUGGUAGCGGUGGUCGGAAUGGUGGUUUACAGCUGGGCCGUAGAGGUUGAGAAGCAGCAAACAAAUGCUGCGAAAGUGACGUCAGGCGGAAAACAUAGCCUGACGGAAGAGGAAUUUAGAUUAUUGAAGGAAGGAGUAGAAAAUGCUCCUGUCAAGGACCUUGAACUUGGUGACCAAAAGGCCUAGUAUUAAGGCGGUGACCAUGAUGACAUUUUGUGUGAAGCAUUUUUAGCAGAUUAUGAUUUUUUUCUUCUUUUCUUCUUCUUUUUUUUUUUUUAAAUAUAAUUUUUAGUUAGAAAUUAGUUCCAUUUAUCUACUAUACCAGCAGGAUAUGGACAUGGAUGACCUUUGAUUUUGGGUUAACCUAUUUAUAGAAGUUCUGUUUAUUUGUAGACCUCCUAGCCGCUAGGCCUUCUUCAAAGGUCCGAAGAUGGCAACCAAAUGGAAUUUGCAGGGUCCAAAAGAGCAACAAUUCUAUAUGUAUCACUGAAUUAUCUUGGUUUAUUGUGCUUCAAUAUUCUGUAGUUCCUACUAAUCAAGAGAGUCUGACAAGAUUUUCAAAAAGACGACUACAGCGUCAAUUGCGAAACGCUCUUGCUAGCUCAUUUUCAGAUUACGGAGGAAGGUCAAAUUUCAAGCUUACCUUUCGAAAUCUGACUAGUCGAACAUUGAAUGGAAACACGCUUUUCAAGUUACAGAGUGGUCCAA